Messenger RNA from Mugil cephalus (flathead mullet), 1855 nucleotides. Its product is annotated as C-X-C chemokine receptor type 5-like. Gene Ontology annotation, molecular function: G protein-coupled receptor activity. The coding region runs from base 332 to 1420 and encodes 362 amino acids. NCBI's taxonomy places the organism in Eukaryota, Metazoa, Chordata, Actinopteri, Mugiliformes, Mugilidae. The record is from RefSeq and is a predicted model, not a curated record. Gene Ontology annotation, cellular component: membrane. Gene Ontology annotation, biological process: immune response; G protein-coupled receptor signaling pathway. The transcript is spliced from 3 exons.
GUUACGCUUAUUUGCAUUGUAUCCGUGCUCUGCACCAAGUUGAAAACCGCUCUCCUAUAUGCUCUGUAGGCUGCCAAUAAUUACUGCGCCUUUUGCUUUCUGUUUCCCUUUAGACGCAUAUCGCAGGCUUUCCAAACAUGCGCCUUAUCUCUGCACCAGACAUCCGCUGGUUUCACAGAACGCCUUGCUUCACCAAGAUUUUGAAUUGGCAACAGUCCGUGUGCAUAAUAUUAUGUCGCAUAUUUUAAGUGCCCGUGUUUAUUUGCGCGCAAGCAAGACCCGAGGGGAACUGGGCGUCCGGUGUUACGUCAUCCUCUGUGACCAUUAGCUCAUGGCCCUCGAUUUGGAACUUCAUGGGAUAUUUGAGGAGAACAGCACCUAUAUGGAUUAUGAGGAUUAUGAAUAUAAAGAGGAGUCUGAGCCAAGUAGCAGUAACGGCGUGAUAUUCCAGAUUCUGUAUGCUGUGGUGAUGAUUGUGGGCCUGCUGGGGAACGUACUGCUCCUGGUAGUUCUGGCUCGAAGGAGGCGACCGUGGAGGUCAUCGGACAUCUUUAUUGUCCACCUUGCUGUGGCAGACAUCCUGCUGCUCUGCACGCUGCCCUUCUGGGUGGCACAGUUUGGUCAUUGUGGCUGGUGCACUGAGAUUGCCUGCAAGCUCUGUUUAGCUGUCUUCAAUAUCAACUUCUUCUGUGGCAUAUUUCUGCUGAUUUGCCUCAGUCUAGACCACUACCUGUCUGCCCUCCGCCAGAUCAAGUUCAACGAUCAAAGGAAGCGUUUGUUGGUUCAUAUCGGCUGCCUGUUGGUCUGGCUCAUCUCCGUGAUCCUCACCAUUCCAGGGUGGCUUUUCCCGUGGGCCAAGAACGAGCAAGGGCAUGAGAAAACCCAGUGUAUUCACAGCUACCCGCUUUUGUCACGCCAGCUCCACCACACACUCGGCUUUGGAAUACCUGGAUCCGCCCUGGUCUUCGGCUGCAUCUGUAUUUUUCUAGAGCUGAAGCGCAGCCUCCAGAGGCCUGCCAUGGUCAUCCUGCCUCUAGUGGUGGUAUUCCUUCUCUGCUGGAUGCCGUUCAACAUCACACUCAUUGUGGACACCUUCAAGAGCAGCAGCAAGGAACCUCACAAGGACUAUCCUGGAAACAGUGAAGGUUCCUUGACAACAGCUCUUCUGUUCACCUCUGCUCUAGGGUUCAUUCAUGCCUGCCUCCGGCCUCUGCUGUAUUUCGUUCUCUGUGGCAACUUCAGGAAACAGAUACUGGUCUUGCUGAGAUGUAGUACAGUUGAGUCUGAAAGCUCGCUGUGGAAGCUGGUCGAGGGGGCUCCUCAGUCCAACCACAAUACUGAGGGACAACAGCUCAAACAGUUGAACAGCGAGGACAAAAUGCUCAGUGCUGAUGAAAAACCCCUCUCACAAGUGAUUUGAGUCAUGUUCCUUCCCCAUGGGGAAGUUUGAGCUUAUGUCACGGCUUAAAAAAAAAAAAUAAUAAUAUGCAGUGUAAUGGUGACAAAUGUAUAUUUAUAGACAACCAAGUGACUCUGGCAUCGGUGUCAGACCCACAUGAUGACAUGGUUGUUUUGUACUUUUAUUUUGGAAUCACUGUUGAUUAUGAUAUUAAGUCCAUCACCUAAAAGCAUGAACUGUCUAUAUACAUGUAUUUUUAUAUUUGCAAUGUUAUUGUUAUUUUACAUGAAUCACCCAAAGUAAUUAAAAAAGAACAAUUGUCAUCUGUUACAUAAUUGCCUUUACAGUAUAAGCUAAUAUCCCUUCAAAUGUUAAUACGUUCUUGGAUUAAGUGAACUGACAAAGUUUUUGACUUUAUUGUUGGCAACACGGUGUAAUAAACUGUUUCACUUUUCA